AUGCCUACUAUUGCAGUUGAUAAACAAGACUUGUUCGAUCUUUUGGGCCGCUCUUACACCACUAAGGAGUUCGAUGAACUUUGUUUCCAAUUUGGUAUCGAAUUAGAUGAAGAUACAACUGAAGAUGUUAAAGGUACCGAUGAAAGACCACAACUUAAAAUCGAAAUCGGCGCUAACCGUUAUGACAUGCUUUGUAUUGAAGGUAUUGCACAAGCUCUGAAUCAAUACUUGGGUAGGUCUCCAAUUCCAAACUAUACUCUUUCACCGGAAAAACCUCAAACUUCUUUGACAAUUAAAGAAUCAACCUCUCAAAUCAGACCUUAUGCGGCAUCUGCUAUAUUAAGAGGUAUCACGUUCACACAGAGAUCAUAUGAUUCCUUUAUUGCAUUACAGGAUAAACUUCAUGCUAACUUAUGUAGAGGUAGAACUUUAGUUGCAAUGGGCACCCACGAUUUAGAUACGAUUCAAGGCCCAUUCACCUAUGAAGCGCUACCUCCAAAAGACAUUAAGUUUACACCUUUGAAUCAAACAAAGGAAAUGAACGGUGAAGAGUUGAUGCAAUUUUACAAAAAUGAUAAGAAUCUCGGUAAAUACUUACCAAUCAUCGAAGGUUCUCCAGUUUAUCCUGUUAUUCUAGAUGCAAACAGAAAUGUUUGCUCCUUACCUCCAAUCAUUAACUCUGAUUUGUCUAAAAUUACCCUUGACACUAAAAAUGUUUUUCUAGACGUUACAGGUACUGAUAGAACCAAAGUUGAAAUUGUAGUGAAUACCCUAGUUGCAAUGUUCUCUCGUUAUUGUGAAACUCCAUUUACUAUUGAGCCAGUUGAAAUUAUCUCCGAACAUAACAAUGAAACUAGAAUUUGCCCUAACCUAGAAAUGAGAGAGUUACAAGUUGAAGCAGAAUACAUUAACUCGGUUCUUGCAUUGGAACUUUCAAGGAAAGAAAUUUGUGAUUAUUUGCUCAAAAUGUCCCUUUUUGCAACUCCAAACAGUGAAAAUGAAAAAUUGAUUGAUGUCAAAAUUCCAAUUACUCGUUCUGAUGUUUUACAUGCCUGCGAUGUUAUGGAGGAUUGUGCUAUUGCAUAUGGUUACGAUAACUUAGUCAAAACCUACCCUAAAACUGAAGCCACCACCGCUUAUCCAUUACCAGUCAAUAAAGUUGGUGAUAUUCUCAGAACUGCUUCAGCACAAGCAGGCUGGUUAGAAGUUUUACCGUUGACUCUUUGUUCUCAUGACGAAAACUACAAGUUCCUAUUAGAUGAUGAUGAUUCGUUAGCUGUGAAAUUAGAAAACCCUAAGACUGUCGAAUAUCAAAUCGUUCGUACAUCUUUAGUUCCCGGUAUCUUAAAGACUAUAAAGGAAAAUAAAAACCAUGCGCUUCCAAUCAAAGUCUUUGAAUCAGGUGAUAUUGUGUACAAAGUACCAGAAUCUGAGCGUGGUGCAGUUAAUCAAAGAAAUUGGUGUGCAGCUUAUGCCGGUAAAAAUUCCGGUUUUGAAAACAUCCAAGGUUUGUUGACCAAAAUCAUGCAGACCAUGAGAGUACCAUGGCUAGAAAAAGAUAAUGGAAAGAGAGGUUUCUGGACUGAAGGUUCAGAUGAGAAAAAGAUGUUCUUCCCAGGCAGGGGUGCAGUUAUUCUGUAUAGAGCAAAGGAUGAUGAAAAGGCAGUCAAGGUUGGUCACUUAGGUGUUUUACAUCCACAAGUAUUAUCUCAUUUUGAAAUUCCAUUCGCCUUAUCUAUUGUCGAAAUUAAUGCAGAAAUCUUUUUAUAA
Messenger RNA from Pichia kudriavzevii, 1770 nucleotides. RefSeq lists its product as uncharacterized. Gene Ontology annotation, molecular function: magnesium ion binding; phenylalanine-tRNA ligase activity; RNA binding. Gene Ontology annotation, cellular component: phenylalanine-tRNA ligase complex; cytoplasm. Gene Ontology annotation, biological process: phenylalanyl-tRNA aminoacylation. NCBI's taxonomy places the organism in Eukaryota, Fungi, Ascomycota, Pichiomycetes, Pichiales, Pichiaceae. The transcript has a single exon. Bases 1 to 1770 code for a protein of 589 amino acids. The record is from RefSeq and is a predicted model, not a curated record.